Messenger RNA from Papilio machaon (common yellow swallowtail), 1235 nucleotides. RefSeq lists its product as uncharacterized. The transcript has 7 exons. The record is from RefSeq and is a predicted model, not a curated record. Bases 234 to 1235 code for a protein of 333 amino acids. Lineage: Eukaryota; Metazoa; Arthropoda; Insecta; Lepidoptera; Papilionidae.
AUAAUUAGUCGUAGCACCUUGUUGUAAAAUAGUAUUGUUUUUGGCGCGUGUGUUUUGUAUGUAUGGGUAUUCGACUGUUUUUUUUUAGUAAUUAUAUGUAUUACGAUAAUAAGAAGUGUUUAUUAUCUGUUACAGAUUAAAAAAUUGGCAGCAUCUCAAUUAGGUUACAAGUAAAAAGACUAUUAUCUGAAGGCACGUCUAAGUAAUAUUAAUUUCGUCUAAAACUAAAUAUAAUGUCUACAUCAAGGAUACCUGAUUUUAAUACGGUGAAGACAAAGGUCAAAGGAUGUCUUUUCAGCAGUACUUUUGUCGCGGAAAGCUUUCGCGGGAUAAUGAUGGGCAUUAUUAUAACGGUGACACUGGGUGAAGUAAUUGCCUACAGACUCCUCAAACAGAAUAUUAAAGCUGGAGACAUGCCUCAUUAUGUAACAGAUUUAUUGAUACUUCUCCUGGCGUUGUUGGAGGCGCUAGUGUCGCCAUUUAUAGGUUGGUUGGGCAGCAGUCGGCGGCGUGGGAUGCUCAUGGUGGCUUGUCUCGUCUCCGGCGCCAGUGCUUUGUUGUGGUUCGCAUUACCCACUGUCACGGUCCCUGAAAGUAUUGGAUUUUGCAACGGUAAUAACACGAUGCCAGAAUUCAGGUCAACUUUCAACACACCGAUCAGACUGUCCAUUAUCCUGUACACUUUUCUUGUUUUCGGAGUAACGAGGAUCAUAGUUUUUUGCCACGGUAUCACUUACAUGGACAAUCGAUCACCUUCCAGAUUGAGCAUGCAUUAUGGUGUCCUUACAGCAUUUCGUCUGCUGGGUCUUGAAAUGGGUUACAACAUUAUGACAACUAUUGUGGAAACAAAUCUGACGAUACAAAUUUUUAUGAUUGCCAUCGGCAUUAUGAUCAACGCUCUUCAAAUAUACUUGAAUACUUCGGAAACCACUGAGGAAAUGGAACCGAAAACUAUCGAGGAUGAUCUAAGUGAGACUUCGCCUUUCGUUCCUAAGGUCGUCAAUUCGACGUCAAGUGGUUUCGGUUCGAGUGUGUAUCGCGUGUUCUCCAACACGUUGGUAACAACGCAGAUGGUCUCCAUGGGGCUGAUAGCGGCUGCGCUGUGGGGCUUCGCUUACCAUCAGACAGACUUCCUCAGGGCCAAGUAUUACAUACAUGUGGAGAGAAGUCAUUCAUUUAACUAUGCGGAAAUAUUACGUUACCACUUUGUCAUUUUGGCUGUUGUGGUGAGUUAA